CAAGAAUAAUAUAGAUGCUCUUCAUCAAUCAUCACACACUCAUCUAGAGAGAGAGGAAUUUUGGAUUAGGGAGAUGGAGGGGAUGAGAGAGAUCGCGAGAUCCUACUACGAGAGAGCAAGCGAGGCCGAGAGGGAUUCGAUCACGCAAUCCUUCGCGAAACUCGACGUGGACGGCGACGGGAGGAUAAGCCUGGCGGAGUUCAAGAAAUCGGUGAGCUCGUGGCUGCGCGCGGAGGCCGUGUUCGAGAAGCUCGACGGCAACGGCGACGGCUGCCUGGAUUUCGACGAGUUUCUGUGCCUUCACUACAUGGAGAAGAAAGUGGACAUAGCCAGAUGCGGCGGCUGCUGGGAUCUGCUGGUGGGCCCCUACUUUUCCUGCUUGCUUUGCAUGGGAAGAGGCGCCGACACCUAUGACUUGUGCUGUUCUUGCUACCGCCACGCCGCUUUUGAACAUGAGCACUCCGCUCAGUACAUGAUGGAUCAUCACUCUCUGCUCAUGGUGUUCAGGAGCCGCACCGCUGCGGCUGAAAAAUCUCAAAAUAAGAAAGAAAUGGAAGAAUUACGCGAAAUCGCAAGAGCCCAUUACCGAGCCGGAUCUCCACAAGUGCAAGCACUAGCCUACGAGUUCUACCAAUCGAUGGACUCGGAUGGAGACGGCCGAGUCGAUCUCUCGGAGUUCCUAGCCUUCAUGAGGCAGGAAGGCUACUCCUACAUGCAAAACACUAAUUUCUUCGACGAGCUCGACCUCGACGGCAACGGCACCCUCGACUUCUCCGAGGUCAUGACGCUCUACUACAUCAUCAAGAGCGGCCGCCCCUUCUGCGACUGCUGUGGAAAAUUCAUCCCGGGAAUAUUCUUCUCGUGCGUCGAGUGCUUCAAGAAUCCCAAAACAUCGUUCGAUCUGUGCCGUGAUUGCUACCGUGCGGCGAGGUGCGAUCAUAAUCACGGCGGUCGGGCUCAGUUUUUGGACAACCAUACAUUGUUGCAAGCUAUGAGAGAUUCUGCUCUUGCACAGGCGUCGGGGGUAAAUGUUAAUGAGGCAUGGAAUAGACCCACAAAUGCCAUAGUUCCAUUACAACAUGAUACAAUCUAUAUCCACAAUUCGUACCCGACGUACAAUACAUACAUGGCACAUGAUCCUCAUAAUGCAAUUGUUCCAGCAUCAUCAAAUUCAAAUUGGAGCAAAUGGAGGGUUGCACUUAAUGCAUUUGAAUUAGCACUCAGCAUUGGGAGCGUUUCCAGCACCCUCUGCACUAUUUUGUGACAAUGUGAGAGGCAAAUAAAUACAGAGGGAAAAGGGGAAAAAAAUGUGCAUUUCCUUCUUGGCUUUUUUUUUUUUUUUUUGGAGAGACUUUCGCUUUUCUUAUUGAUGUGGAACUAGUACAAUAUUGUACAGUCGGAGAAUUUUGAUUGGACUUUUUUUUUUCUUUUUUUUGAAAAUAUAUGAGAAAUUUGGCGAUUGUGUGGGUGCUAA
Messenger RNA from Salvia miltiorrhiza (redroot sage), 1474 nucleotides. RefSeq lists its product as uncharacterized. Gene Ontology annotation, cellular component: endoplasmic reticulum. The transcript has 4 exons. The record is from RefSeq and is a predicted model, not a curated record. The coding region runs from base 74 to 1264 and encodes 396 amino acids. NCBI's taxonomy places the organism in Eukaryota, Viridiplantae, Streptophyta, Magnoliopsida, Lamiales, Lamiaceae. Gene Ontology annotation, molecular function: calcium ion binding.